AUGGCAUCACAACAAAGAGAAGGAUUCAGUGUCCCAGCAUCCAUUUCCCACGCCGCUCUUGGUCAAGUCACUACCAAAUCUUUAGGUGUAAAAUAUAACUGUGCUCAAUGUGCCUCUUCAUUUUCCUUAGGUAAAAAUGACGCUAUCAGAUGUAAGGACUGUGGUCAUAGAGUCAUCUACAAGGCUAGAACUAGAAGAAUGGUGCAAUUUGAAGCCCGUUAA
Scheffersomyces coipomensis is the source of this 222-nucleotide messenger RNA. RefSeq names its product DNA-directed RNA polymerase core subunit (gene RPC10). Gene Ontology annotation, cellular component: RNA polymerase I complex; RNA polymerase III complex; RNA polymerase II, core complex. Gene Ontology annotation, biological process: DNA-templated transcription. The record is from RefSeq and is a predicted model, not a curated record. The transcript has a single exon. Gene Ontology annotation, molecular function: DNA binding; zinc ion binding. The coding region runs from base 1 to 222 and encodes 73 amino acids. NCBI's taxonomy places the organism in Eukaryota, Fungi, Ascomycota, Pichiomycetes, Serinales, Debaryomycetaceae.